GGGCGAUCCACUAGCAAGCGCGGAGGUGCAAAAGGUCAGCGGAUCAGCAAGGCAAUGAAGGCCUACUUGGAACGAGCCACCAAGCAUGAACAGUUCAUGAAGGAGCAGGUCGAGGAUUUCGAGAUCGGUAAGCGCCAUCUGGCGACAUGAUGGGACUCGACGCGGACGGAAUGACGCAGCGGACGUCGACGAAGCCAUCCGGUACCUGUUCCCGUCGGGACUGUUCGAGAAGCGGCGCGGCCGAUGAUGAAGCACCCGAAGAGAUCUUUCCCAAACAGAAAGCUGCACAGUUUGCAGUGGAUGGCCGUCCAUUUCACCAUCUCUUCUACAGCGGCUUGCCAAACUACUACUCCAUAAUGCAGGACAUUCAGCAGAGGAUGGAGGCACUAGCCAACUAUGAAGAUGAGAAACUAAGGCGUGGAAUACUGGCCCCAGACCCCACCCAGGCCAUCAUGCUGGCCGGUAGUCAGUGGAUAGGUCAGCUGCAGCUUCAGGACCUGGUGCUCGAGAAGAUGGACGAACACAUG
This is a messenger RNA of Priapulus caudatus, 527 nucleotides long. Its product is annotated as 28S ribosomal protein S9, mitochondrial-like. The record is from RefSeq and is a predicted model, not a curated record. The transcript is spliced from 6 exons. The annotation marks the transcript as partial. NCBI's taxonomy places the organism in Eukaryota, Metazoa, Priapulida, Priapulimorpha, Priapulimorphida, Priapulidae.